Scaptodrosophila lebanonensis is the source of this 2811-nucleotide messenger RNA. RefSeq lists its product as uncharacterized. The coding region runs from base 132 to 2477 and encodes 781 amino acids. The record is from RefSeq and is a predicted model, not a curated record. The transcript has 5 exons. NCBI's taxonomy places the organism in Eukaryota, Metazoa, Arthropoda, Insecta, Diptera, Drosophilidae.
ACCAAAGUAUUAAGCUGCCGACUAUAAAAUAAGUUAGGCCAUAUGGAGCUGCGAUAACAAGCGCGGCAGUAUACAGAGAGUCGACGUUGCGAGCAGACCGCAAAUAAGUGUAAAAUAGCGAAAAGAAAAGUAUGACAAGAAUAAAAUAUAAGCUUAUUGACCAGCGAGAAAUCGACGACGAGAACCUCGAGCCUAAUGAUACAAACUCAGACCGAAUUUUCCUCAAGGCUACCUUUACGUGUGCCAUUAUUAUGCUCGUUGUCGUGUAUAACUGGCAAUUUGGAAAAAUCGUCAACUUCGGGCAACUGCUGAUCGAAAAACAGUCGAUGAGAUCAAAUCAUCAAAUGCCAUUAAGAGACAUUGAAGAGGGAAAAUUCAAGGAGCUUGCCGAAUCAACUAAUCAGGAGAAAAGUUCUACACAAGCGCUUGAGCCUACAAGUUGGACAUUGCCUAGCAAGAUAUUACUCGCCAAAACAGAUUCGACAAAGAUGAGGACUACGAUGCCACCCAUAAGGCAAACCACGUCUUCUUUAAUCGACGCACAUGCAGAAAUUACUCAUGCGGAAGAGUUAUCUACAACGACUAUUUGGAAUGCAAAUGCGACGGCUUUUGUAACAACGUCAAACACGUCAUCUACGACAAACUCGAUAACAGUGCGCACCAUAACACCACCCAGAGGAAGAACCACUUCCUCUUCAACAGUCGUGCCGGGGAGAACCGCGGCAGCUGAUUCCGAGAUAGGGGAUAAAUAUUUUGUGUAUACCUCUCAGUGUCAUAUGCCCAAGGUGAAUCCAUUUUCCGCAGAUGCGCUUAAAAUAUUCAAAAAAAAGGAAUACAACAUUUGUAAUAAGAGUCGAGAUCUAAUUACCGUAAAAUUCGAUAGCCAGGACAGUAGCUACAAACUCCAUAUGAACGAUGAGAGCAUUGGCUGCUGUUACAAGACUAUUGAACGUUCCGGAAGUGGAAAAAAGGCGGAUGACAACUACCUCCUGCUCCCUUGUAGUAAUUUUCACCAGGAUUUUGUGGUUCCACAGCAUGUGAAGGCCAUCAUCACAGAGUGUCAGAAAAUGAAUACAACGAAGGUGCUUCAAGAGGACGCUUUCGCUUUUGUUCAUCCACCUCGCAACAAUACCCCCGAUAAGUCGAUAAAGCUAAGCGUUCUUCUAUGGGGAAUCGACUCCUUAUCCAGAAUAAACUUUCAGCGUACCAUGCCAUUGACAUACAAGUAUCUGAGAGACCAGUCCUGGUACGAGCUACAGGGCUAUAAUAAGAUGGGCGAUAAUACGUAUCCCAAUUUAAUGGCGUUACUAACGGGCUACAACUCCACAAUGGCCUAUUCCCUUUGCAAGCCGAAGAACGUCGGUGGCUUAGACGCUUGUCACUUCCUCUGGAAUGAUUACAAGGAGGAGGGCUACGCAACCGCCUAUGCCGAGGACUGGGUGAAAUUUGCCACAUUUAAUUACCUAAAGAAAGGAUUCCUGAAGCCACCCACUGAUUACUAUCUACGGCCAUUUGUCAUGGCCAUUGAAAAGACAUUGAUGAGCAAAAAAAAAUCUGGCAUUCCAGACUGUAUUGGUCGCCGACACUACGCCGAGUAUAUCUAUGACUAUGCCAUUGACUUCACAAAAAUCUUUAAGUCUCAACCCUCCUUUGGCUUGUUCUGGACCAACUCCUUCAGCCACAACUCCUUCUCGUUGCCCUCCUCCAUGGAUAAGAGAACUGUCGAGUAUAUGCGCACACUGGAGAAGAACGGCAUCAUGGAAAACUCCAUCAUUCUCUUCUUCAGCGAUCAUGGCAUGCGCUUUGGACCACUUCGAAAGUUGAAGAGUGGUUUUCUGGAAGAGCGCAUGCCAAACAUGUACAUUUGGUUGCCCAAAUGGUUUCGCAAGCAAUAUGCCUCCUUUGCUCGAGCAUUGGAGCUAAAUAGGAACCGCCUGACAUCAAACUAUGAUAUCUAUGCCACGCUCCAGCAUAUAUUAAAAUUGAAUACGUCGGCCGCCGAUUUGCCUCGAGCUGAUGGAUGUCCCGAUUGCCACAGCAUUUUCUUCGAGAUGCCGGAGAACAGAACUUGUUCCGAUGCGGGAAUUUCCGAGCACUGGUGCACGUGUAAUAUGUAUGAAGAGUCUAAAACUAUAGAUGCGGUUGUGAAGAGGCUGACAUCACAAUUGGUUGAGGCUACCAACGAAUACUUAGUAGCCAGGAACCUUACAGAUGUAUGCAGCAAGCUGACCCUCCACAAAAUUGUUUCAGCCGAGACCAAGGAGCAGCUCGAUGCGAAUAGCAAUUUUAUGGCUUAUCGAGUUCAAUACGAAGCGAACCCGAAGAAAGCGCUCUUCGAGGCGACUACCAGAUGGAACAGACAGACGGAACGCAUCGACAUCGAUGUUAAUGACAUAAGUCGCUUAAGCAAAUAUGAAAAUGACGCCAAAUGCAUAACCGACAAGGAGGCCAAGAAAUAUUGCAUUUGCGCCAAGUGAGCGGAGGAAAUCAUGAAGAGCUACUAUAUUUGUAAUACUUAGGGUAUGGGGGCGUCCCCAAGCAGAGCAAUCGUGGCAUUUCUUCUUCUGCUGUGCCGGCUUGCCAUCAUUGAUAAGAAAAUAAUUGAUAAUUGGCUAGCAACAAUUAGCCAUGUUUCCUGGAAAUGCGGGCGCACUUACGCAUUUUUUGCGGGCUUUGCUUUGCCUACACCGAUCUGUUGAUAAGCGGACAAAUGGAAUAUGCGUGUUUGAAAGGUGCUAUCAAAUUGUGUUAAUAUGUAUGAGUGAUUACUUUCAAAUUGAACAAUUGAAAUACAUACUUAUGCACAAACAA